AUGAGGCAUGACCUCUUUAUUAAUAACGACCCUGACGAGCCAACAAGGCCUCAUAAGCUUAGAGAUUCUACAGCAUCAUUAGAAACAUCUACUGAGCCUAGGGUCUCAAUUAUUGAUCUCACAAUCAGUAGUCAAGCCCUUGGCCCUCUAUCUGGAUGGGAAAUCGAAAGCCAGAGGCUCACGCCGUCAGAUCACGUUAUGAUUUGGGCUAGCUGGGAACCUCCGACAACUGCGAGUACAGAGCCCACAAGGAAAGAAGUCACAGGGUGGCAGAUAGAGGCUCUACUAGGAAACAAAAAGGCUCUGCAGGAGGCAAAAGACACCUGGAACGAACUAGCAAAGACUCAACCAAUACUAACAGACACAACCUCAACAGAGGAAGUGAAACGUGAAGCAGAGUGGAUUGAGAGAGCGUUGACAGAGGUCCUGAACAAGCACUGCAAACAGAUCAAGCUUUGUGCUCGAUCUAAGCGGUGGUGGAACAGUGAGAUUGAGGCAGAACGAAGCGCGUAUUCCAAGGCUCAUAAGGCCUACCAAGCGGGUGAGAUUAGCGAAGAGGAGCAUCGAGAAGCACGUAAGGGCUUCUAUUCACUGAUCAGGAGAGCUAAAAGAGAGUGCUGGGAGGGUUUCCUUCAGGGCACGUCUGAGGGCUCUCUGCCAGAUCAGAAACGGUGUUGGACAGCCUUACGCUAUACUAAACCACAAACACAAGGCACCACACCAGCUCUCACCGAUGAGGCCUCAGGGGAGGUGAUUGCAGCCACCUUUAGCGAGAAGGAGGAGGUUUUUAGACACCGUGCAUUUCCACAGGCUCCAAACAGUAACAUGCAGUUACAGCUUCCUGAGCGAGGAUCGGCCCACAAGCUGGUCAACGAGGAAGUUGUCAAGAAUGCCCUCUUUAGCCAGGGACUAGAGAAAGCUCCAGGUACAGAUUUACUGAACUUCAGGGCUAUCAGGCUCUUAUGGAAUCUAGACUCAGAGCGUGUGGUUAGCCUGACUAGGCAGUGCCUCAGGCUUGGGAUACAUCCACGUGUCUGGAAAACAGCCAAGGGAGUUCUACUGAGAAAGAACGGUAAAACCAACUACACACUGGCUAGCGCGUAUCGAGUGAUAAGCCUAUUGAAGUGCCUAGGCAAGGUGAUUGAGAAGCUCGUGGCAGAGUUAAUUACAAACUUUGCAGAGGCUCAAGACCUCUUCCAUGAUGGUCAAUUUGGAGGCCGUCAGCAACGCAGUGCAAUUGAUGCUGUGGCAUGUCUAGUGGAGGAGAUCCAUCAAGCUUGGGCAAAUGGGAAGCUGGCUGCAGCUCUAUUUAUGGAUAUUGAGGGGGCCUUUGACCAUGUCAUCCUAGCAAAACUGGUAGAGGUGCUCAGAGAGGCUGGCGUGGAUGGAGAUCUUAUACAUUGGGUGAUCUCAUUUCUAUCUGACCGGCGAGUCACUCUUGUGAUUGAUGGACACGUGGGAAAGGAAGUACCGAUAAGCUCUGGGUUACCUCAGGGCUCUCCGGUGUCACCCAUUCUCUUUGUUCUAUACGUUCAUGGGCUAUCAAGAGCCAUUGAGAGGAGUGUGCCAGAGGUUCGAUGUCUGUCCUUUGUGGACGACCAAGGCCUAGUAACAGCCGCAAGCUCAGUGAAGGAGGCUUGUAGGAUCCUCGAGAAAGCCGCGGAAGUAGCCAUCGAGUGGGGGACGACACAGACGUCAAGUGGCCCAAAACGUAUCUCGAGCCCGGAUCAGGGUUGGAGGCGAGUAGACCUCUGCAAGUCCCAUGGGACUGGCCCAAUGGGACUGUCCAUGGGCGUCCAUGGGCGCCCCAUGGGACUGAAGCCUGUGUCCAUGGGCGGGCGGUACCCUGCUGUCCAUGGGCAGGGUUUCCAUGGGACUGUCCAUGGGACUGCAAACAGUGCAAACAUAGACGAAUCCGCUGUUUGCAUAAUUUAUGCCAAACUAGUCCGUAUUUUUAAGUAA
Messenger RNA from Talaromyces stipitatus ATCC 10500, 1962 nucleotides. Its product is annotated as reverse transcriptase, putative. The record is from RefSeq and is a predicted model, not a curated record. Bases 1 to 1962 code for a protein of 653 amino acids. NCBI's taxonomy places the organism in Eukaryota, Fungi, Ascomycota, Eurotiomycetes, Eurotiales, Trichocomaceae. The transcript has 2 exons.